This is a messenger RNA of Stegodyphus dumicola, 2168 nucleotides long. RefSeq names its product apical endosomal glycoprotein-like. The record is from RefSeq and is a predicted model, not a curated record. Lineage: Eukaryota; Metazoa; Arthropoda; Arachnida; Araneae; Eresidae. Gene Ontology annotation, cellular component: membrane.
GUGUUUCUCAUCAUAGUAUUUUCGGAGCAAUAAUUCUGACAAGUGCUUGUAGGGAAAUUAGAUUUCCUUUUAGAUAUCAGAAAUUUCACAUGAAUGUUAGCGACCACAGAGUGAACAUUCAGAUCGUGUGAAACGAGAAAAGCAUGGAUCACUUAAUAAGAAACUUUCUGAUGGUAAUCUUGUUUGCAUGUUAUGUUUCAGCUGAUGACCUUAAAUGUGAUUUUGACAAAUCAAGCUGUUCCUUUCUAAGCAAUGAUCCUGAAAACUUCGAGAAUUGGAAAUUCGGAAGAGGACAACUAAACUCCGCUGGUGAAGGACCAUCAGUGGACCACACAAUUGGGACAGAUCAAGGUAACUAUUUGUAUGUGAACGGAAGCGCAUCCAAAGCGAAAGGUGUCCGAUUACAAACAAAAAUUUUGGGCGUUUCCGUCUACUGCGUUAGCUUCUUCUACAACAUGUAUAGCGCAGGCAACGGAAGGCUGACUGUGUACACUCACAGUCUUUCCCAAGAUUACGAUGAAGUCUAUUUCAUUCGCAGUAAGACACAAGGUAAUCGCUGGGAGAAAGCAGAAUUCACACUUUCAACAGAUUUUUACAAAAAGACCAUAUUAAUUUUCGAAGCAAAAUAUGAAUUUUCAUCUGAAGUCGGAGGAAUCAUAGCUCUGGACGAUAUACAUUUGGCCUACCAUAAAUGCUCAAAUGGGCAUCAGUCGGUUUGCACUUUUGAUGAAUCAAGCUGUGGCUACAAUGCUUUGUAUACAGGACCUUUAGCGUGGAAGAGGAAAGAUCAAGAGAAGACUGGAUUUUUAUUGAGCAUUUUACCACGUGUUGAUCAUACCUUAGGAACAUCAAGUGGAGGUUAUUGGUUUGUUGGCGUUCGUGGAUCAGACGUAAGCUCCUUAGACACAGCAGUGCUUGAAAGUAAAACAUACACCAUAAGAAACAGAGAGCCUUUAAGUUGCCUAAAGUUCUACUUUUACAUGGAUGCAGACGGAACGGCUUGGUUUGAACGAAAGGUGGAUGAAGCUUAUCUCCAGGUCCACAUUGCAGAUCAUCUCUCAAGAACAUUGUUGGUGACAAAGGCAAAGAAUACUACGAGGCAUAGAAUAUGGAGCUAUGUGGAAGUCGAAGUGGAAAACAGGGAAAGUUUCAAGAUUACAUUUACUGCCGGUCUAAAAAGCAGUGUUGAAGCGCUUAUUGCAAUAGAUGACGUCAGAUUUGAUGUGGGAACUUGCCCUGAAACAGGGUCUUGUGAUUUUGAAGAAGACAAAUGCGCUUGGGUCGAUGGCGAGGGCGAUUACACCUGGGUGAGGAAAAGCGGAAAGUCAUUGCUAGAGGAUGAGAUCGGUCCAAGUAGUGAUAAAACGCUGGGAACAAGAGAUGGAUACUACGUCGUCAUUAGUACUGAAAAGGAACAGCCUGUCAAAUUGGCGAAUUUGGAAAGUGAACUCUUCCGCGCUACGAAUAAUUCCCUAUGUCUCAAUUUUUAUUACUACUCGUAUGGAUGGGAUGUCGGGACGUUGUUGGUGGUCAGAAAAGACGAAAAUGGGACAGAAUCAAUAGUUUGGAGACUGCAAGAUUCGACAACAGAAUAUCGAUGGAUGAAGGGUACUGUAUCCCUAAAUCCAAGAUCCUCAGAAACUCGAUUUCAGGCUGUUUUCCGAGCUAUCCUUGGAUCUCCUGGGUUUUUCGCAAUUGAUGACAUUCGAGUUCGAGCUGGAGAGACACAUUGCCAUACUUCACCUUCCAGGGCAGAUCCAGCAUUUACAGCUUGGGUCAAUGAUAGGGUGUUUCCAAACGGCGGAGAAAGAAAGUCUGAAGAAGAUUAUUGAAAAGGUAUUUGAAAAGAAUGUUGAUAAAAUUCUGCAAUUUGCAAAAGAAAUGGACUAAAGGAAUUACCAAGACAACAGAGGUUUUAGAGAAAAAGUUCUUCAGGCAGAAGAAUAAAAAUAUCGGUUACUGAAACAAUAUUUUGCCUAUGGAUAAAUAAAAGUUCGGAUAAAUAAAAGUUUUGGAAGCUCAGAUGGUAAAAAUCGAGUUCUUCACUUUUAUUUCAUCUGUUUUGAUAACGCUUACAUUCAUAAUUGUCUAAAUCUAAUUAGAUAAAAAUAUAUCUGUAAAAUAAAAUUAAUUAAUUUGCAAAUAAAUUAAUUAAUUAUUUUGCAUUA